UAAAAGUUAAAAAAGGACCACAAUUUGGCAUUGAAAGGUGUUUUAUAAGCUGCAGCUACAGUGUGCUGUACAUCAGUUGGUGCACGCAGUCGUCACUGUGAAGUUAGCUACUCGUCCCUUCUGUAGAUUGUCUUGACUGCUUGAUGAAGAUGAUGAUGCGAUCUGUUCCCGUCUUCGUGUUUCUAGGCCUCUUGGUCUUCCAGGUCGCCCUUGCCUGGCCGGAGCGUCGCACCUUCGACGAGUUUCCAGAACAAAAGCGUAACGAUGAGAGCAAACUGAUGGAUGAGCUGGUCUCCCGCCUUCUAGACAACAAACGAGGUGCUCUCAAGCCAGCUUGCGGUAAAGAGAAGGAUUUCGAGUGUUGGGAUGUUGGUUGUUUUGUUCUAAUUGGAAAAGAUAUAGACGUGUUUAUCGACUACUCGCCCAUCGGUGGGUUGUAUGUUUCACUUGAAUACUACAAGAACGACUAUGACAUGGAAAUCCUCAUCGACGAAGAACUGAAAGCGUCCGAUCUGUCCGAAUUGCUUCCAUACUCCAAGAAGUUCAAAUACAAGAGAAAGGUUUUUACGUUGACCAUCCAAAACAUCGUGCUUGGAGGAGAAGACUCGGAUGCAGUCAUAACUGGGGUGUGCCUGGAGUAAUGACACAGACUACACCGCAGCCGUAAAGAAACCGACUAUUGGACCAGGAACCGACCAUGCAUUUGAAUGGGAUUUCUUGAGUUUUGUUUUAUGAGUUUUGGGAUUUUUUCUAUCAACAGCCUUAGAUUCUUACAUUAGGUAUUCAUAUACUUAUCGUCACUGAUAUUCUCCGGGGCUCGUUCUUCCACUAAAUUUCUUGUACCAAACCACCUGCGUUUUUAUCAGCUUUGGCAUUCUUUCCUUUCAUCAUAAAUCUAGUAAUUCGUAACGU
Molecule: messenger RNA, 912 nt
Organism: Patiria miniata (bat star)
Lineage: Eukaryota; Metazoa; Echinodermata; Asteroidea; Valvatida; Asterinidae
Exons: 5
Coding region: 144-641 (165 amino acids)
Source: RefSeq, a predicted model, not a curated record